AUGGUACAGAAUGGAAAUAAAGCAGCUACAACAUCAUCUGCUCGACCAUCUGUUCAUUAUUAUUCGUCGAUCGAUGAUAUAGAGAGAUUAUCGAAUCUGUUGAACAAUUCAGCGACAUCGGUAGACACUAUCGACAGUGAAAACCGUACACCGCUGCACCAUGCAGCCUAUGGUGGAUCGACAAGAUGCGUUGCAUUCCUCCUCGACAAGAAGGGUAAUGCACAUGCCAAAGACUCGGCAGGAAACACACCACUACAGUGGGCUGCUGCACGUGGUCACCUCGAGUGUAUGAAGUUACUGAUCGAGAAGGGUGGUGCCGAUGUAAACUCUAAAGACGACAAAAACGGAACACCUCUCCACAAGGCCGCUCUCUUUGCUUCAUCAGAGUGCGUGCAAUAUCUCCUGACCAACAGAGCAGAUCCCAAAGCAACAACGACCAACGGUGAAACACCACUGCAUCAUGCGUGUGCCGGUGGUAAUGCUGUGUGUGUUGAAUUACUUAUUAAAUCAGAUGCUAAAGUAAAUUGUGUUGAUUAUGAUGGUAUUACACCAUUACAUCAAGCAUCUUUUAGUGGACAUUCAUCUUGUGUAUCUCUAUUGAUUAGAAAGGGAGCAAAGGUAGAUCCAAGAGAUGUUCAUGGAAUAUCACCGUUGCAUAAUGCCGCAUCAGCAGGCUAUAUAGAGUGUGUCGAUUUACUGGUGAGAAGCGGUGAGAAUAUAAAUUGUGUCGACGUGGAGGGUGUCACACCACUACACCAUGCUUGUUUCAAUGGAAACUUUGCAUUACUGAAACGAUUGUUAGAGUUGGGUUCAAAGAUUGAUAUGGUCGAUGAAAUGGGUGAAACACCACUCCACAAAGCAGCAUUCAAUGGACACAAAGAAAUAGUAGAGCAUCUCUUAAAGUUGACACCCAACGUCGAUUGUAGAGAUAUCCGACAAUCAACUCCACUACAUUUAGCAUCAUUUAACGGAAUCUAUGAUAUAGUACAAAUUUUAAUUAAUCACAAAUCAUCAGUAAAUAUUCGUGAUGAAGAAGGUGCAACACCAUUACAUAAAGCAUCGUUCAAUGGACACUCCUCAGUUGCUAAAUUAUUGAUUGAUAACGGUGCAUCGAUCAAUGUGUUGGAUAAUCAAGGUGCUUCACCUCUACACAAGGCAGCUUUCAAUGGUAGAGGCAAAUGCUUGAAUACACUGAUAAAGAAUGGUGCUGAUUUGGAGAUUAAAGACAAUCAAGGUGGUACUCCUCUUCACAAUGCUGCCUACAAUGGACACACAGAGUGCUGUAAGAUCCUCUUAAAGAAGGGUGCCUUUGUUGAUUCAGUCGAUACACACCAGUCAACUCCUCUGCACUUGGCAAGUGCUGCUGGUGCACGUGAUACUGUCGAUGUUCUCGUUACCUACAAAUCAAAGGUCGACAUGAAGAACUGUGCCGGAAAGACACCGCUGGUCUAUGCAAUCAAGAAGAAUCAUGGUGAUGUUGCACGUGUUUUGAUUAGAGUGGGUGCCGAUCUCAAGUCUAUUAGCAACCGUUCUUCGCUAGACUUUAACAAAUGUUUUGGUACUUCUAACCCCGAUGAAAUCUACCAACUCGUCAAUAAGCGUGAGUCUCGAUCACUGCCCAACGAAGAGGUUAACAAUGCACUGUUGGAUCAACAGUUGAAAGAUGAUUUGGAUCAGCAACAAGCCAAUCAAAAGCGUUUGUUGAUAAAGACUGCCAUCACCACCUUUAACAAUCAUCCAAGAAAGGGUAUUGAAUAUGCAGUAAGCUCUGGACUCUGCGAGAAGACACCAAAGGACAUUGCCCACUUCCUCUUGAGUCACGACGAUCUCAGCAAGCAAAGCAUUGGAGAGUACAUUGGUGAUGGUGAUGAAUUCAACAUUCAAGUGUUGCAUGCGUUUGUCGAUGAGCUCGAUUUCUCUGGACUCGACUUUGAUGUUGCUCUUCGUAAGUUCCUAAAGAACUUUAGAUUGCCAGGUGAAGCACAAAAGAUCGACAGAAUGAUGGAGAAGUUUGCUCAGCAAUUCUAUAACCACAAUCCGGACAACAAGAUAUUUGCCAACAACGAUACUGUCUAUGUGCUUGCAUUCUCUGUAAUCAUGUUGAAUACCGAUGCCCACAAUCCAAACAUCAAAAAGAAGAUGACCAAGGCAGAGUUCCUCAAGAACAACAGUGGAAUCAACAAUGGUGAUGACUUGCCACUCGAGUUUAUGGAAAACCUCUACGAUCGUAUCGUAACCAAUGAAAUUAAAAUGGAGCGUGACGGUCAAACCGAUACACACGCAGAGAAGAAGGGUUGGCUCACCAAGCAAGGUGGAAGAAUCAAGACAUGGAAGAAGCGUUGGUUCAAACUCACUGCCAAUUGUCUACUCUACUUCAAGACACCACAAGAUUUGGAGCCAUGCGGUAUCAUUCCACUCGAAAACGUUGUAGUCACUGUUGUCGUGCAAAAGAAAUUCUGUUUCAUGUUGCACUCGUCACAAGAACAGAUGAAGGCAUGCAAGCUCAACUCUGAUGGUACUCUUGUACAGGCCAAUCACGCCAGCUACUUUAUCUCUGCUGCCAACUUGGCCGAGAUGGAAUCUUGGGUACAAGCUAUUAAGAGCAACAUUCACUCCAAUCCAAACUUUGAACAGCUUCACAAGAGAAAGGCAGAGACAAUCCGUGGUAGAGGAAAGGUAAACAAACCAAUUCAAGUUAGAAAAUCGACAAUCGUCUCGACAAAACCACCAGUCACCUUUUCAUCAACCUCAUCUCCUGCAUCUGAACACCAUGCAGUACCCACUACACCUCAAACCAACUCACCAAUACCAAAUGUUGCGAAUGACGAGGAGCUGUGUCACACUCUAGAAAGUCUUGCUUCCGUUAACUCGCUUGUUGAUACCCGUUUGUCAGCCGACACUCCCACUUUCAGCUGUACCAAUCACCCGCUCCCCAUUUCCCUCUCUCCUAGACGGUUGGAUCGUAUCUACGUCGCAUCCACAAUGCUAGGUAGUAAUCCCGCUGUCGCCACCUAUUUCCAUGACAAGAGUGAUCACUGCCCAAUCUCUGUCGACAUCAAUCUCUCAAUACCAAAAAUAGACGAAUCUGAAAAAACAAACGAAUAUCUUAAUCAGAAUAGAUCAAAUAAUAAUAAAAUGAAACAGUGUGAUAAACAUCAAAAAGAUCUUGAUCUUUUAUGUUCAGAUUGUAACACUAUCAUUUGUUAUCGAUGUUUGAUAUCACAACAUUAUGGACAUCGAAUUUUUCUCAUUGAUCAAAUCAAGCAAUCUAUAUUGAAUAUCAAUUAUAAUAAUAUUAUCAAUGAAAAAAAAGAAGAAAAAGAAGAAGAAGAAGAGGAGGAAGAGGAAGAAGAAGAGGAGGAGGAAGAGGAAGAAGAAGUGGGGGAGGAAGAACAAGAGGAUGUUAGUGAUGAAGAAGAGAAUGAUCAUGAUAAUAGUAAAACAAAAAAUAAAAAUAGUCCUAAUAAUGAUAAAAGCAAUGAUAAUGAUAAUGAAGAAGAUAAUAUAAUCAAAGAGAGAUUACAAUGGCUGUGGAAUCAUGUCAAUGAAUCAUCAAGACAGAUCAAAUCACUUAGUUAUAUGGAGAAUGUUAUAUCUGGUCACUUUAAACAAUUCUAUGAAGCAUUGAUGAUUGAAGAACGAAGACUAGCAAAGCCAAUCAAUGAUGAUCUAAUACAAAACGAACAACAGCUUCAAAAUCAUCUCAAGGAGAUUCAAUCAUUACAUAACAUAAUUCAUUCAAUAACAUCCAAUUUAAUGCCACCUCAAACUAUAAACAACAUACAAACAACAGAUCACGAAGAAGAAACAGUUAGUGUAAAAGUUGAUACCAUGAACUCGCAAUACUUGGCUGAUUCUGUCAUUCAAUCAGAGUCACUGGAGGAAUUCAUUCACAACAAUUUAGAUUUACUAUUCAACAAGAAUCAUAAUAUCUUUGAGCACCAACAGAACACUAAUAGUGACAGCACAAAAAUCAACAAACUAAAUGAUAUUGAUCAUUCAAUAUUGGAAGUAAUUAGAAAUCAUUUUGACACAUUCAAGGCCAAUGAUAGUGACGAUGACAAAGAUGAUGAAAAAGAAAGUAAAAAUGAACAUUCAAUCGUUGUAAAGAAUAGUUCUACUUUUGAAUUGGUAGCAUUGGUUAAAAGGUCGAUUUCAAAUGAAAAUCAUCCUUAUGCAGUUGAUCAUCGACCGAGUUAUCUAUUUACUUUCAAAAAAGGUGAACCAUCAUUAUAUAGUGGUUCAAUCAAUAGUAGCUUACUGAAAAUGGAAGAAGAAUCCACAAGAUUGGUGGAAAGUCUCAAGUCAUUUGAUAUUCAAUUUGUUGGUUGCACCCGAAAUAUCCUGUAUAUAUUCUUUCAAUCAAAAACGAACUCCUCAUAUCUCAUGUAUUCACUUGGAGACAAGACAAUUAAUAUUCUCGUACCAAAUCUCAACGCAUUUAUUCCUGCCAAUAGCAAUGAGCUAUCGGUUAUGUGGUACGAUGGUUAUGAAAAUCUUUACUCAUUUGUUAGAGAUAGACACAACCCAAAUUCUUUGAAAAUUUUUCGAUUUAAUAUAAUUGAAGAUUAUUAUGAACAUAUAGAAAUCAGUAUUAGAUAUGAAGAUUCAAUCGAGAAAAUAGUACCGGUUGGAUUCUUUUCACACAACACUGGUUAUGUUAGUGCAAUCUGUUUCGACGGUAAAUCAAAUACCUUUCAGUUUUAUGACUUUAACACUUUGGAUCUCAGUCCAGAAGGCAGUAUCUAUGCAAUUUUAAAGAAUUUAGAGAUUGUUGGCAAAGUUGGUUUGAUCUCAUAUUGCUACUGUGAUCAUAUGUUAUACUUGUAUAUUUGCUGUCAUGGCGAUCCACAAUAUGACUGGUUCGUCAGUGUCAACCCAAAGGACAGACAAUUCAAAAAGCUAAAAAAUAUUAGCGAUUUUAUUGCCCUAACAAACAAUCGUAUCUCUAUAACUCCAAUGACAUUCCACUAUGAACAAAAAAAGAUUUACCUUUUGACAGAGAAUCAAAUUUUUGUUUAUUUAAUUAAAGGUAAUUAUUGGAGGAAAUGUAAUUACUCUCCAUCUCAUGGAAAGUUACUUUUAAUAUAA
Heterostelium album PN500 is the source of this 5091-nucleotide messenger RNA. It is a transcript of the gene secG, whose product is annotated as ankyrin repeat-containing protein. The transcript has 5 exons. The record is from RefSeq and is a predicted model, not a curated record. The coding region runs from base 1 to 5091 and encodes 1696 amino acids. NCBI's taxonomy places the organism in Eukaryota, Evosea, Eumycetozoa, Acytosteliales, Acytosteliaceae. Gene Ontology annotation, biological process: regulation of ARF protein signal transduction. Gene Ontology annotation, molecular function: guanyl-nucleotide exchange factor activity; protein binding; zinc ion binding.